Molecule: messenger RNA, 297 nt
Organism: Pyricularia oryzae 70-15
Lineage: Eukaryota; Fungi; Ascomycota; Sordariomycetes; Magnaporthales; Pyriculariaceae
Exons: 3
Coding region: 1-297 (98 amino acids)
Source: RefSeq, a predicted model, not a curated record
AUGCAGUUCUCCGUUGCAAUCUUUGCCCUCCUGUCGGCUCUGGUAGCCGCCGUUGACGACAUCCCCAGCACCUCCACCGUCUGCGAGUCCGGCCUUCUGAACAGCUGCGCAAAGAGCGUUGACGGAAAAUCGCGCUGUCUCGUCCUGGGCGGCAUUCCGCUUUGCGCUACAAAGUGCCAGGACAGCGAAUGGUGCCCGGACAGCUGCAAGAAGAAGCAGUUUGCCGACGGCUUCUGCACCAACGGAGACAACCCUUGCAUCUGCACCAACAGCGACCCCAGCGUUGCUCCCAACUAA